Plectropomus leopardus (leopard coralgrouper) is the source of this 793-nucleotide messenger RNA. Lineage: Eukaryota; Metazoa; Chordata; Actinopteri; Perciformes; Serranidae. The record is from RefSeq and is a predicted model, not a curated record.
AUGUCUCAUCUUCGAACUCCAGAAGUCCAUGUGGAGCCUCAUAAGAAGCAGCUCCACGUAACUCUGGCCUACAACUUCCCCACAAACCACCUCCCAUCACUGGAGAAACUGGCCAAAGGAAUCGAAGUCAAGCUAGGCUGUGAUUGGCUGGCUGUCCUGUUCUCCCGGGACAUUCGUUUUGCAAACCACGAGACGCUGCGGGUGAUGUACCCCUACAUGCCUCAGAACGAAGAUGAGCUGGAGCUGGUUCCUGGCGAUUUUGUCUUCAUGUCUCCGGUGGAUCAGACUAGCACCAGUGAGGGCUGGGUGUACGGGACAUCGUUGUCCUCCGGGCUGUCCGGCCUGCUGCCUGAGAACUACGUGAGCCUGGCCGACGAGUCAGACACCUGGGUCUUCCAUGGCUCCCAUUCAUUCUUCAGCUGUGGGCCCAGUGACAAGAGCAGCAAGGAGAGAGGGAUGUUUGACGGACUGCUGGACAGCCGACGACCCGAAAACACGAGUCCCGGAGACACACCCACCCUCAGUCUCAUUUGUCAUCCAAUGCAGCAGGUCCUGCGGAUUAGCGGCAGUCACUCCAGGCAGCCCAAGCGGACACUUUUUGUCUGUCGGCACGGCGAGAGGAUGGAUGUGGUCUUUGGAAAACACUGGCUCUCCCUCUGCUCGGACAGUAAAGGUAGAUAUGUACGCUCCAAUCUCAACAUGCCUCCCAGUCUGCCGCUGUGGGGCGGACAGAGGGAUUAUGACAUGGACGCUCCUAUCACCGUGUUUGGAUCCACACAGGCUCGACUAGUGG